Molecule: messenger RNA, 2127 nt
Organism: Alternaria triticimaculans
Lineage: Eukaryota; Fungi; Ascomycota; Dothideomycetes; Pleosporales; Pleosporaceae
Exons: 3
Coding region: 1-2127 (708 amino acids)
Source: RefSeq, a predicted model, not a curated record
AUGCAGUCAAUGUACUCUUACGCAAGCCUUCCACCUCAUGAACAGCAACAGCAUCAACAUCAACAUCAACAACAGCAGCAACAGCAGCAACAGCAACAACAAGGCCUGCACCCUAUGUCCAGACCGUCGCCACCUCAGCCCACGUGGGCUGUGCCGCAAACUCAGCAGUACUAUGCUACGCCGCGGGGUCCUGUUGUAGGCAACAGAGAGGAUCAACGACAGUUUAUGGGAAGACCGGACAUGAUGACUUCGCAACCGACUGUGACUAGUGGUGUUGUCUACAGCACCACCAUGACUGCCCCGCAAUCGCUUGCGACGACUGACUACUUUCCCGGCGUCAUCGACACAAGUCCAUGGGGUCAGAAGGUGUGCGAAGAGCUAGAAUCAUUCCCCUCCCUGGAGUCGGAUGUGUCGGACUUCAGUCAUGGCAUGAUGGGACACGAUGAGAACACUCCGAUCAUUGAUCUACGCCAAUACAACAACAUGGGCCAACAAGAACACGACAACAUGGCCAACUUCAAUCCGAACUCCACCCGAAGACUAUCUGAGUCGUCUUUUUCGAUGUCUAGCACUGGCGGUGUGCUUCCAGAGCCGGCAUCCUACGAAGAGAUGGGAUCAUCGGAACCAGUUUCAUAUCCGUCUGAGUAUGAGACUUGGAACCACCCGGAGCCGAGUGCCAGCCAUCUUCUGUCACCGCUUGCCUCACCACGACGACCUCAGUACGAUGGCGUCGUUCGAACUGGAAGUCGCUCCCGCGUGUCGCCGACACCGCACAACAAUGUCCGCUCAUCACCAUACACACUCGAAAGCACUCGGUUCAAGAGGUGGUCUACCGGGCAAGCGCCAACAUCUACCCCAAACAACUCGCGCCCAAUGUCACAGGUUUCGGAUCGUUUUGCGCCAUACGGUCCCCGCCUGAACCCGCACCACUCGCUGCCCGCUUACCCGCCAAGUGCCUACAACAACUUCGGGCUACCGACGCAGAACGUGUUGUACUCGCAAUCGAAUUCUCCUUAUGCCAACAACCAGCCGUUCUUCGCCCACCAGGAGCAACAGCAGCAUCAUCUCGAGGUGCCUCGACCGCUACCUUCGCAGGGCCUGUUUCGCUUACUCCAAAGUAACGCGGAUCGUCACGGAGGCUGCUCAUCUCAUUUUGCAGACCUGUCAGACCCACCUGAUCUUUACUCCUCCCUGCACGAAGAGGCACUCAACCCACCGGAGUCCGACAUGAACCCGUCCGAUCCCGACCUUGUGCCACACGAGCAGGAUCUUCGCUUUGUUGGCGACCUGUACACCCCGCGUUGGGUUCGCGGUCAUGGCAAUAAACGAGAGGGCUGGUGCGGUCUCUGCAAGCCUGGCAGAUGGCUUGUACUCAAGAACAGUGCUUUCUGGUACGACAAGUCCUUCACGCAUGGUGUCAGCGCAGCUACCGGCGCAGCGUUCCAGGGCCCGCAAGACACGCGCCGGACGGAAGGCAAUCUUGACGUCUGGGAAGGACUUUGCGGGAGUUGCGGUGAAUGGAUUGCGCUCGUCAGCAACAAAAAGAAGGGAACGACAUGGUUCCGACAUGCAUACAAGUGUCACACACACCCCAAAGUCAAAGAUGGCCCCAAGCGCCGCCGUGAGACACAGGCUGGGCGCGUUCGUGCAGCGUCGUCCGCGUCAGCGACCUCGUCUUCGUAUCCAGUCAAGCCGGAGCUCUCGACGUCAGACGCGACAUCUCACCGCCAUUCCACACCAACACCGAUACCCGGUAGUUCGUCGCUCCAGUCCUACGGCAUGUCGAGCGGUCCGUCUCCCAUGCCAACCUCCACACCAACAUCGACUCCGCAAGUCAACACCUCGUGCUAUCCCAGUACAGCGUACCCCACACCGACUUCGGGCACGCCCAAUAUGCAUUCCCUUCGAACCCCGACCGCGACGUCAUUUGGUGAUGCGUAUGGCGACCCUUCUAGCAGACACGAGCCCGUAGUUGGCAUGUUUACCACGCCACUUCAAAGCUUGCAGAGCUUCUCCGGCCACCAGUACUCGCAUUCGCCAAAUCUCUCGCACCAAGUCAGUGAACCCGAGCUUGUGGGUAUACGAACAACUACCACGGCACUCAACUCGAUUGCGAGCAUGAUAUGA